GCAGAAUUCCUACGGCUGUCUCUGGGAUUCAAAUGUGAUCUCUUUACUUUAGAGAAGAGAGUCAGGCUUGAAGAACGAUCUCGGGAUCUUGCGGAAGGGAGCCUGAGGAAAGAAAUUGCCGGUGCUUUGAAACUACUUGACUCUUUAGCCUCUCUGAGUGAAGAUAAUCAGGUGCUGGAGAUAGUUACUAAGCUGCAGAAGAGUUUGGACCUGCUGGAUCAGCAUGCCACCAGAAUUGCUAGCAAAGCAGAAAUGCUGGGAGCUGUUCAUCAGGAAAGCCGGGUCAGUAAGGCAGUAGAAGUGAUGAUUCAGCACGUGGAAAACUUAAAGCGUACAUACGCAAGAGAGCACGCAGAACUGGAAGAGCUGAAGGAGCUAUUACUCCAGAAUGAGAAGUCUUUCAGCUCUCCGGGGGACCGAGACGACUCUUCAAUUAGAAAACUCUCUGGUUCUCUCAAGCCUUCAUCACUACGCAGAGUUAGCACUGCACCCUUGCCUAGGAACAGUAAUGGAAAUGCAAUCACUUUUUUGCAACUGGCUCAGAUGAAUGAAACGGACGGAAACAACCGGAAUGAAAAAUUCAACAGGCGCUUGAGUUGGAGUCUAAAAGGAACCAAACCAAGAGAAAAACGGCCAUCGCUGCAACGAUUCAUUAGCUCAACUUCCUGGACAGAAUCGGAGGAAGAACAGCCUGAAUUAGAGGCUGCUCUUCAGGAAUCGGCAGCUCCAGAGAUCCAGGGAAGCAAAGCACGAAAGCUGAGCGAAAAGGAAAGCAACACAACUAAAGGGGGGCUACGCUCGCUAUGUACGAGAGUAUUUUCGUGGGCCUCUUCUCUUAGGACUUCCUUCUCCGGGAUUAGCAGAGCCCUCUAUGUCUCUCUCGUUGCAGUUGUGUUCUUUGCCAUCCUGGUGACUUUUUUCAUGGGGUUCUCCUUCCAUCAAUCUGUGGAAGCCGCUCCUGAUGGCACCGGGACCGCUUGGACCUCAGUACAGAAAUUCUUGUGGCCAUACACACGUCUUCUCCACCAUGGACCACCGCCUGUAUAGUUCAGCAGUAUUCAGAAUGGAUUUUUCUAAUGCAGGUUUUCUCAGUCCACCCACCUUCGAGCUGCCAAAGUUGAAAAUACACUCAUUUUUAUAGUGCCUGUUCAGCAUGUAGUCUUAAAUUGAAUAAUCGAGCAGACGGAUGAAGCAAUUUAGGUUUAUGACAUUUUAAAUUUCUGAAGGCCGGGAAAAAUGCAACGUUAAUGCAUCGUCUUAACAUUUCUGUUAAUAAUUUAGGACCACGUCAUUCAGAAACAAGAUACGAUUCAGUCUUUUCCGGCCAAGCGAGUCGAUCUUCUGAAUGAUUGCAACUAAUUUUUUUUUUUAAUUUCGUCAGUCUCUUCUCUCCUCCCCCCCCCCCCCACACACCCAUCCCGCCCCAAAAAUCUCACCAAAGAGCUUACAGAAACAAGACGUAUUUUUUUUAAAAAAAAAAAUUCAGGGCACGUAGUCUAUCCAUAAAAAGCUUACGGAUAUUUAUUUUAUUUUUCUUUUCUAUUAAAAAAAAAGAGAGACGUCUGAAGUGUGAUUUCUCCCACCUCUAAUUGACUGGAGUGUCUUAUGAACUCAAUAAAGUUUCUUAAGCAGC
Messenger RNA from Crotalus tigris (Tiger rattlesnake), 1633 nucleotides. RefSeq names its product inositol 1,4,5-triphosphate receptor associated 2-like. NCBI's taxonomy places the organism in Eukaryota, Metazoa, Chordata, Lepidosauria, Squamata, Viperidae. Gene Ontology annotation, cellular component: endoplasmic reticulum membrane. The annotation marks the transcript as partial. The record is from RefSeq and is a predicted model, not a curated record. The transcript has 10 exons.